Molecule: messenger RNA, 8210 nt
Organism: Peromyscus maniculatus bairdii (prairie deer mouse)
Lineage: Eukaryota; Metazoa; Chordata; Mammalia; Rodentia; Cricetidae
Gene: Armcx4
Product: armadillo repeat containing X-linked 4
Source: RefSeq, a predicted model, not a curated record
UCGUCACUCGCGUCUGGUCUCCAGCUCCCCGCUGCCCCGCGCGCGGCGGGCUGGCAUCGGGCCCGGAGUGAGCUGAUCAGUUCGAUGUGUCUGUGGUGAGGCGAGGGAAAAACGGAGACGGAGACAAGAGAACCGCACAGGCUCCAUGGAGGGCUUUUCAUGUUUGAAGUAGGGCUUUUUAGUCCUGGAAGCAAGGGAAAGAGGGGGAGACUGUUUUGGAACUAUGGAGGUUGAUACGAAGCUCCUCCUGCAUGUCUGCUUCAGAGUCUGAGAUCACUGGAAGCGAGGAAGCAAAGAAGAAAUUAUCUCUGAUCCCUAUAACUGGUCUAAAGGUCUCCUGCCUGUAUGUACAUUAGGGUGUUUCACUGAGCAAAAGAAGGAUAGAAGAGGAGACUUCAUUCAUUUAUCCCAGGUCUCCUUUGAGUGGCAGCUCUCCUGGCCUGUAAGUGGUUAAACACCAUUGCUCAGACACACCAUCUUCCUUCGUAGCCUGAGUGAGCCCAGUACAUUGUUCCUGCCUUCAGCAGGGGUGAUUACAUGGGCCGAGUUCAGGAUGUGGGCUGGGCAACUGCAGGACUGGUGAUCUGGGCUGGCACUUGCUACUGCAUUUACAGAUUAACCAAGGGAAGAUCUCAGAGUGGGAGCAGAUUUGCCAGAAAUGGGUCCAGGAUCGAGACGGAGACUGAGGUUGGGGUACAGAACCAGACCGUGGCCACAGGUGAAGCCAUGGCUGGAGCAGAGACUAGAGUCAAGACUGAACCAGAAACUGGAGAAGGAGGUGAGCCUGUGGCCGAAGCAGAUCCCAAGGUCCCUGUUCUAGCUAGAGCCAGUAUCAACUGUCAGACCGAGACAAUGCUUGAGGAGGAGGUAGAGACUCAUUCUGAGACCAGUUCAUUGGUGGAAACUGUGGUCAUGACAGACGCAGUGACUUUUACUGAAGCCACAGCCACAGCCAAAGCCAAAGAAGUAACCAUGAAAGAGGCAGUCACACAAACUGAAGUUGAGACUGAGGAAGUAGGCAAGAAAGAGGCAGUGACGCAGACCAAAGCUAAAGCUUGGGAAAUGGCUGGCAGGGCAGAGGUCAAGAAAGAAGCAAUGACCCAGACCAAAGCAGAAGCUCCUCCAUUGGCUGAAAAAGAGACAGAGAUUAACAGAGUAACAGUGACUCAGAGUGAGGUCUUGGCAGUGACCAAGGAAGUAGUCAAGAUUGGAACCAUGAAUGAGACUGGAAUUGUGGCAGAAGCCACGAUAAGAACACUGGAAGAGACUGUGAGUGUGACUAGAACUCAAUCUGAGACUAGGCUUGGUGUCACAGUUGAUACUAAUGAAAAUCCCAUUGAUAUGCCCCUUGUAGUGGCUGGAGUGGACGUGGAGUCCUAUGCACAGUCUCAGGUUGUGGACAUAAUUCAAAAUGAUGACAUGAUCGGUGAUGAGGUUGACGACAAGGGGAAUCUCAAAAGCACAUCUGAGGCAGGGUCUGGGGUAGAUACAAAGGCUUCUGAUCAGCCUCCUAUUGUUGCCAACAUUCCGGCUGAAGCCAUGCCAGGGGCAAGGGAUGAUGCUUGUGAUAAUACAAAUGACAUUUGUGAAGCAGAGGCAGAUAUGACAACUUGUAUAAUACAACCCGAGACUGUGGCCACGAUACAGGCUGAGACAACGUCUGGUGCCACCACGACUGAUGACAGGGAAGAUGCCAAUGGUGAAUUUAAGGCAGUGACUGGUGCUGACAUAACUGAUACCGAUCCUCAAGCUGUAACCAGUGACCAGACUGAAGCCAUGCCUGAUGCCAAGGUUAAGGGUAAAGGUAAUGACACUGCCAUGGCUAACGCAGGGACCAAGGCAAACACAGAAACCAGUUUGCAGACUGAUGCCUUGCCUGAUACCGAAGAUAAAAACAUAAGUGAUCCCAACGAUGUGGCUAAGGCAGAGGCUAGCAGAGAUGUGGUUUUCUGUACCCAGACUGAGCCUGUGGCCAAUGUCCAGGGUGAUGACUUGCCUGACGGCAAAAUCAAGGCUAAGGACAAUGCCAAUACCACAUCUAAGGAAGGGGUUCAGGCUACGGCCCAGAGCCAAGGUGAAGCCUUACCUAACACUAAAGGUAAGGCUAGAGGCAAAGCCAAAGCCAAGUGUAAGGCAGGAGCUGCGACAGAUGUGAAAACGUGUGCACAGCCUCAAGCUGGGACGAAAACCCAAGCUGAAGCCUUGUCUGAUUCCAAGGUUGAUAGCAAAAGUGACUCCAAUGCUGCUUCUAAAGCAGGGGCAAAGGCAGACAGUUGCCAGAACGAGGCCCUGCCUGGAACUAAGAAUAAGGUCAAGGGCAACUCAAAUCCUGUGCCUAAGGCAGAGGCUGGGACAGCUGCAGUGGGCUCUGCCCAGACCAAUGUUGUGACCGGUUCCCAGGGUGAGAGUGCAUCCGGUGCCAAGAAUAAGGUCAAGGGUAAUCGCAAUUCUGUGCCUAAAGCAGGGGCUGGACCAGACCCUACGGAUUCUGCCCAGUCCCAGACUGUAGCCACUUCCCACAGUGAGAACUUACCCGGUGCCAAGAAUAAGGUUAAGAGCAAUCCCAAUGUUGUGCCUAAGGCAGAGGCUGGGGUGGGUGCCUGUCCCCAGUCUGCGGCCAUUUCCCAGGGUGUUGCCUUGACUGGUACCAAGACUAAGGCCAAGGGCAAUUCUAGUGCUGGGUCUAAACCGGAUGCUGGGGCAGGUACAAUGGGCUCUGUCAAGGCUGUGGUCAGUUCCCAGGGCGAGGCCGGACCUGGUUCCAAGAGUAAGGUUAAAGGUAAUCCCAAUGCUGUGCCUAAGGCAGAGGCUGGGGCAAGUACAAUACUGGCUUUGGCUUCUUCCCAGGCGGAGGCCUUGCUUGGUGCCAGAAAUAAGGUCAGGGGCAAUUCCAACACUGUGCCUAAGGCAGAGGCUGGGUCAGGUGCAAGGGGCUCUGUCCAGUCCCAGGCUGUGGUCAGUUCCCAGAACGAGACUUUGCUUGGUGCCAGGAAUAAGGUCAGAUCCAAUGCUAGUACUAAAGCAGGAGCCAAAACAGGUACAAGGAGCUCUGCUCAGCCCCAGGCUGUGGUCAGUUCCCAGAACGAAGCCUUGCUUGGGGCAAGGGAUAAAGGUCUGUCCGGUUCACAGGUAGGAGCCACUGUAGACAAUAAGAUGUAUGCAAGGCCCGUGGCAGGUGCUGUGCCCACUUCUGAAACUGCGAGUGGGGUAGGUGCUCAGCCUAACAUGCACGAUUAUUACUGGAAUGGAAUUGGUGUUGAGGACUGGAUUGCUGCUGAGCGGUGGAUCAAAUUUAGGUUUCAGACCAUGGAUGGAGACUGGGAGAAUACUGUAUCCUGGACUGAUGAUGAGAAUGCAGCCAGUGUCGGGCCCUGGAGUGGGGCUAAUGAGAAGACUGGCAUUGUUAGUUCCUGGGCUGUGGCUUGUGAUGAAAACAGCAUUAAGUCCUGGACUGGGGCUAGGACUGAGAAUGAGGUUGCUCUUGGGUCCUGGGUAGGUGCUGGUGACCAGGCCAGUGGGGCACUCUGGGCAGGAGCUCAGGCUACUGACGCCACUGGAGGCUCCUGGACUGGGGCUGAGAACCAGAUCAGUGCAGGUUCUUGGGUUGUCUCUGGAAACCAGGCCAUUGCAGGGCCCUGGGCUGUGAGUCAGGUCAGUGACGGGUCAUGGCCUGCAGUCCAGGCCAGUGGAGUGUCCUGGGUAGUGGACCAGGCUACUGGGACCUGGACUGUGGCCGACAAUCAGGCUGGUGCAGUGUCUUGGACUGGAGCUGGCAAUAUAGUUAGCAUUGGAUACUGGACUGGGGCUGUAGACCAGACCAAUGCUGUGUCCUGGACAGGGACUGGUGAUCAGGCUGGUGGUGAGGUCAAGCCAAGGUUUGAAGAUCAGGCCGGUGAAAAGGGGACCUGGGCUGGAGCCGGUGUCCAGACCAGUGGAGAGUCCAGGUUGGGACCUGAGGAUCAGGCCAAUGGAAGGUCUUGGACUGAGACCGCAGACCAAGCUAGUGCGGCAUCCAGGCUUGGGACUGUAGAUCCAUCUGGUGGUGCAUCCUGGGCUGGCACUGGGGACCAGGCUGGUGCAGUAUCUACAGCAGGGUCUGCAGACCAGUCUGUUGGUGGAUCCAAACCUGGUUUUGAGAAUCAGACCAGUGGUGAAGGGUCUUGGACUGGGACUGUUGGCCAGGCUAGUGGAGGGUCCAAGUCGGUGCCUGAGGAUCAGUCUGCUGGAAGAUCUUGGGCAGAUUCUGGAAACCAACUCAGUGGAGGGUUCUUGGUUGGGCCUUUGGACCAGGCCAAUGGAGAGUCUCAGCCUGGGUCUGGAGAACUGGCUGCUGGUGGAGUAGAUCAGUCCAGUGCAGGAGGAUGCUGGGCUGGUUCUGGGGACCAGUCUGGUGGAGAAUCUAGGAUGGGGCCCAGGGACCAGUCUAAUGGAGAGUCUUGGCCUGGCACUGGAGAUCAGACCAGUGGAUGGUAUUGUACUUACACUGGGAAUCAGACCAUUGGAGGAGGCUCUUGGGCUGGGGCUAGUGGUCAGGACGUUGGAGGGUCGAAGCCAGUGCAGGUGAACCAGACUACUAGUGGAUCCUGGCUUGUCACUGGAACUCAGAUCAGUGGUGUGUCCUGGACUGGUGAUCAGGUUGGUGGCUGUUCCAAACCUGGAUUUGAGGAUCAGGCCGUUGGAGGAGGAUUCUGGGCUGGUGCUGGGGACCAGGCCACUGGAGGGUCCAGGCCAGCUGUGUCUGAGGAUCAGUCUAGUGGAGGAGUUUCCUGGGGUGGAGCUGGGAGUCAGGCCAGUGGAGGGUCCUGGGUUGGGCCUGUGGAUCAGACUAGUGGCUCUUCUAAAUCUGGAUUUGAAGAUCAGGCAGGUGGAGAAUCCUGGCCUGGGUCUAGGUCUAGUAAUGAAGCCAGUGGAGGAUCUAGGCUAGAUACACAAGACCAGGCCAGUGGAAGAUUCCUUGUAAGUGCUGAGGUGGAGGCCAAUGAAGGAUUUUGGUUUGGGCCAGGGAGUGAGGCCUUUAUAGGGUCUUGGUGCUGGACAGAAGAAGCUACUAUUUUGCCUAUAGCUGAUCUUAAAGAUGAGGCCAGUGUUGAAUCCACGUCAGGUACUAAGGAAGAAGCCACCACUAGUUCUGGAUUGGGGGAUGAGAAGAAGACCAGUACUGAGGAGACAGCUUUAACGGGCACCUGUGUUGGAGGUGAGGCUGAGACUGUGGCUGGAGCCGAGGCUGAAGUUGAGACAGAGGCUAAGGCUGGAGCUGAGGCUGAGGCUGGAGCUGGGCCUGAGGCUGGAGCAGAGACAGAGGUUGAGGCCAAGGCGAGAGCAGAGACAGAGAUUGAGGCCAAGGCAGGAGCAGAGACAGAGGUUGAGGCCAAGGCCGAGGCCGAGGCCAAGGCCGAGGCCGAGGCAGGAGCAGAGACAGAGGUUGAGGCCGAGACGGGAGCGGAGACAGAGGUUGAGGCCAAGGCGAGAGCAGAGACAGAGGUUGAGGUUGAGGCUGAGGCGGGAGCAGAGACAGAGGUUGAGGUUGAGGCUGAGGCGGGAGCAGAGACAGAGGUUGAGGUUGAGGCCGAGGCGGGAGCAGAGACAGAGGUUGAGGUUGAGGCCGAGGCGGGAGCAGAGACAGAGGUUGAGGUUGAGGCCGAGGCGGGAGCAGAGACAGAGGUUGAGGUUGAGGCCGAGGCUGGAGCAGAGACAGAGGUUGAGGUUGAGGCCGAGGCGGAAGCAGAGACAGAGGUUGAGGUUGAGGCCGAGGCAGGAGCAGAGACUAGGGCAGAGGCUGGGGCAGCAGCUGCAGCUGCAGCUGAUUCUGAGACUGGAACUGAGGCUGGUCCUAGAGUUGAGGCAGUGGUUGGGGCUGAAGCUGGAAUGGAAAUUUGGUCCUGGGAGGGAGAUGCAACCUCUAAAGGGUCUAGGCUUGGGGCUGAGGCUGAGGCUGGAGUUGGGGGAGGGGCUGAGGCUGAAGCUGAGACUGAGACCAGCAUGGGAUUUUGGUUCUGGGAUGGAGAUGCAGCUACUAAAGGAUCUAAGCUAGGCGCUGAGGCUGAGGCUGAGGCUGAGGCUGAGGCUGAGGCUGAGGCUGAGGCUGAGGCUGGAAUUGGGACAGGAGCAGGGGCAGAGGCAGAGACUGAAGCUGUGGCUGAGACCAGCAUGGGAUUUUGGUUUUGGGACGGAGAUGCAGCCGCUAAAGAGUCUAGGCUUGGGGCUGAGGCUGAGGCUGGAGCUGGAGCAGGGGCAGAGGCUGUGGCUGAAGCUGUGGCAGAGACCAGCAUGGAAAUUUGGCCCUGGGAUGGAGAUGCAGCCACUAAAGGGUCUAGGCAUGAGGCUGAGGCAGAGGCUGGGGCUGGAGUUGUGGCUGAGGCCGGGGCUGGAGUUGUGGCUGAGGCCGGGGCUGGAGUUGUAGCCGAGGUUGGGGCUGAGACCAGAAUGGGGUUUUGGUUUUGGAAUGAAGACUCAACCACUAAAGGGGCUAGGCUUGGGGCUGAGGCCGGGGUUGGAGUUGUUGCAGAGGGUGGGGCUGAAGCCAGAAUGGAGUUUUGGUCCUGGGAGGGAGAUGCAGCCUCUAAAGGGUCUAGGCUUGGGGCUGAGGCUGAGGCCGGCUUAGGGUCUUGGACUUUUGCUGCAGAUAUAAAUGAUGAUGAUGAUGAGGAGGAGGAGGAGCUAAGUAGAGAAUCCAGCCCUGGUAUUGAAGAGAUCAGUCUAAGAAACUUGUUUGGGGCUGACAGUGAGGACAAUAAUGACCUCAGAUCUACAAAUGAAAAAGAUGCCAACUCUGAAUCUGGGACUGGGGAUAAGGUCAGCACUAAAGAUAAGUUUGAUGCUGCUGAUGGAGUUGACAUCCGAUCUUGGUUCUGUACUGGUAAUGAAAACAGAUGUGAGGAUGAAUCUACAUCUCAGGUGAAAGCCAAAAAGACAACUGAACCAAGAGGCAUAUAUCCAUCCAUGGUCCCUGGAGCAGGAAUGGGUGUAUGGGAUGGGACCAUCAUUUGUUCUGAAAGCAAGCUACUGAAGCAAAGCAGCUUUCCAGGCGAAGAAGGUUUCAGAAAGCAAGUCAAUACUGGAGACAAGGUGCAUUCCUGCAACUGCCGCUGCAGACGGGAUGUUAACCUGGAUCCACAAGAUCUUGAGAAACUCAUUUGCAUGAUUGAAAUGACUGAAGAUGCUUCUGUUCACGAGAUAGCCACGAAUGCUCUAUAUAACAGUUCUGAUUAUCCCUUUCCGCAGGAAAUUGACCGGAAUAUAGGUGGAAUUUCAGUUAUCCAAAGCUUAUUGGGUAAUCCCUACCCUACUGUCCGCCAGAAGGCUUUAAAUGCAUUGAAUAACCUCUCAGUUGCUGCUGAAAACCAUAGAAAGGUUAAGACAUACUUAAGUCAGGUAUGUGAAGAUACUGUCACCUGUCCCUUAAACUCAAAUGUGCAAGUGGCUGGACUAAGACUGAUAAAACACCUGACUAUCACUAGUGAAUAUCAGCACAUGGUUACCAAUUACAUUUCAGAAUUUCUCCGUUUGUUGGCUAUGGGAAGUGGAGAAACUAAAGACCAUGUUUUGGGAAUGCUUGUGAAUUUCUCUAAAAAUCCAUCCAUGACAAAAGACUUGCUCAUUGCCAAUGCACCAACAGCACUGAUUAACAUCUUUAGCAAGAAGGAGACAAAAGAGAACAUCCUUAAUGCGCUUUUACUUUUUGAAAAUAUAAAUCGUCAUUUUAAAAAAAGAGCAAAAACAUAUCCCCAAGACAGGUUCAGUAAAAGUUCCCUUUAUUUUCUGUUUCAACGACCUAAAGCCUGUGCCAAGAAACUUAGAGCCUUAGCAGCAGAUUGUAGUGAUCCAGAGGUGAAAGAAAAAGUUGAGGUAUUAAUAAAUAAACUCUGAUUGGCUCUCUGUUCCCCCCAGAGUUUGAGUAACAUUUUGGUUUUACAUCCUGGACAUGCUGUACAUUGUAAAUUGCAUUAGAAUUUUGAAACUAAUGUUGCCUAUAAGGACCUAUAGCUGGACAAUUUUAUGAACACCAAACGAAUUCAAGCUUGUUCUGGAAAUACAUGUGUCAAUUUUUAUCUUGUCUGGAUUGAGAUAUUUUUAGUAUGCUUCAUGAGCAGAAACCAAACUGAUUCUUCAUAAGUAAGGUAAUCUUUGGUCCUUUGUGUGGACUUAUGUUUAUACAUUUGAGACUUUAUUUUUAUGUCAUCAAUAAAGUUGUGUGUUUUAAGAAGCAAAAA